Messenger RNA from Saccostrea echinata, 1441 nucleotides. Its product is annotated as programmed cell death protein 6-like. Lineage: Eukaryota; Metazoa; Mollusca; Bivalvia; Ostreida; Ostreidae. The transcript has 6 exons. Bases 63 to 638 code for a protein of 191 amino acids. The record is from RefSeq and is a predicted model, not a curated record. Gene Ontology annotation, molecular function: calcium ion binding.
UUGGAAAAUUUUCGCAACUCAAAAUUUGGCUGUGGCCAGUCAGGGAUAGGCAAACCGAAGUAAUGGCAUACUACGGACAACAGCAACAGGGAUAUCAAGGAAACCCUCAACAGGCACCUCCUGGAGUUGAUCCUAAUUUCCUCUGGGGCGUGUUUCAAAGGAUAGAUAAAGAUAGAAGCGGUGAAAUAUCAGCUUCAGAACUACAGCAAGCUCUAUCCAAUGGUUCCUGGACCCCCUUUAAUCCAGAAACUGUCAGACUGAUGAUAGGAAUGUUUGACAGGGACAACAGUGGAUCAAUAAAUUUUCAGGAAUUCUCCUCUCUUUGGAAAUAUGUCACAGACUGGCAGAACACAUUCAGGAGUUAUGACAGAGAUAAUUCUGGUUCCAUAGACAGGAAUGAGCUGAAAAAUGCUCUUACAAGCUUUGGUUACAGACUGUCAGAUAAGUUCUAUGAAAUCUUAAUCAGAAAAUUUGACAGACAAGGGCGAGGGACUGUGGCAUUUGAUGACUUCAUCCAGUGCUGUGUGGUUCUACAGACCCUGACCAAUGCCUUUAGAUACUAUGACACAGAUCAAGACGGAUGGAUUCAGAUUGGAUAUGAACAAUUCCUGAUGCUUGUGUUCAACCUCAGAUCGUGAUCAGCCUAGAGCUGAAAUCCACCCUGUGUAUACUAAUAAUAUAGCUUUUUUUCUAUUUUAUACAUUGUACAUGUAUAUAAAUUAUAAGCAAUAAGUAAUUUUCAAAUUGUUAUAAGGAUUCCCAAUAGCAAUGAAAUUUUCUUUAAAUACAAUGUAUGAAUUAUUCUCUGCUGAGCUGGGAAGAACAUCGGUUAACUUUAACACUCUUGUAAAAUGCAUAUGAUAUAUAAAACAUUUUUAUAUUUGCUUCUGUGGAACAGAUUACUUACAUGUAUCACGUUAAUGGUGCAGUUAUUCCAAUGUACUUGUUAACACAGAUAGAUUUUAAACCAUGUAGAAUUUCUGUUACAAUCUGCAGAUUGCAGUCACAUAGUAGGUAAAGCAUUAUGUGCCUAUACAAGACAAGUGGAAAUCUUAACUGCUAGAACUUUAGUAUAGUAGAUAACUUUUUAGCAUAUUUUAGAUGUUACAAUUUUCAAUAUUAACUGACUUUGGUUCGCAAGGAAUAUUAAACUUAAUUAACAAAGUGUAUUUUUGUCUCAAUUAAGUUUCACUGUGGUUAUUCACCAAUACUGUAAUCAGGGCUUAUAUUUAUUCUCCUUUGAACAAUAAUUAAUGGAACACUUCAGAAUCUGGUGCUGAGAUGACUUUUGAAAUUAUAUGGUAUCGUAUUAAUCAUUUCCUUUAUACAUGUACUACAUUCUUUGUUGCUGUUUCUUGUGUUGAUAAUUGUCAAUAAUUGUCAUUUGUAUACUGUGUGGAAUUUUACAUGUAAACUUACUAUUAAAAAUCAGUAGUUGCUA